This is a messenger RNA of Penicillium manginii, 831 nucleotides long. RefSeq lists its product as uncharacterized. The transcript has 2 exons. Bases 1 to 831 code for a protein of 276 amino acids. The record is from RefSeq and is a predicted model, not a curated record. NCBI's taxonomy places the organism in Eukaryota, Fungi, Ascomycota, Eurotiomycetes, Eurotiales, Aspergillaceae.
AUGGCUUUUCAGAACUUUGGUGAAAUUGACCCUCGUGGUGGUCAAAAUCAGGAUUCCGCCGACGGUGUUGGAUUGCCAAAACGAGCGGCACCGGCCAGCCGUCUUCCUGUCUACCACGCCGCUGCCGCAUCUCCUCCACCUCGUCCACCUCCUCCUAUGUAUCAGACACAUGGAGCUCAGUCAUACGGGACGCAAGUUUAUGGGAUGCAGCCGAGUUGGAGUAUGGUGGUACCGACGGGGGAGGUGAAUGGAUCGGGGUUCAUGCAGAGCCGUUUCUCAGUUGAACAUGACACAUCGACAGGAUUCAAUGGCAGUGUGUUUCCCCAGAUGCCUUUUUCACAGGCCCUCAAUUUCAACCCUCGUGCCAUCAGUGGCGGAGGGCUCGGUCGAGGAAUGGGAGACGCUACCACCGACCAGCCAGACAUCGCACUCGCCAACAGCAACAGCAACAGCAACAACAACAACAACAACAACAACAACAACAACGCCGGUGUCGUAAUGUAUGGGAUGGACGGGGUGUCUGAAGGGAACUGUUUGCAGCCAGAGGGAGAGUUAGCAGCACUGGUAUCUCCACAGAUGCUUGAGCAUGUCAUUCCUCCAUUGCCUGUGUCACAAGCCCUUAAUUACAACCCCUAUGUCAUCAGUGACGGAGGGCUUGACCAAGAAAUAGGACACGCUACCACCUACCAGCCAGACGUCACGCUCGCCCAUGGCAAUAGCGGUGUCGUAAUGUAUAGGAUAAGCGGGGUGCCUCAGGAGAGCAACUUGCAGCCUCAGGCGGAUGAGGAGCUAGUAGCAACACCAGCAUCUCCACAGAUGCUUGAGCAGUGA